This is a messenger RNA of Cryptococcus deneoformans JEC21, 979 nucleotides long. RefSeq lists its product as hypothetical. The coding region runs from base 170 to 946 and encodes 258 amino acids. The record is from RefSeq and is a predicted model, not a curated record. The transcript has 2 exons. NCBI's taxonomy places the organism in Eukaryota, Fungi, Basidiomycota, Tremellomycetes, Tremellales, Cryptococcaceae.
AAAAAUCUCUCCUCAGCAAUUCGAAAUAAGUCCACAACCUACCAGUCUCAAAUAGUCUGAUCAUCAAAUCCCAACACUCAAGACACUACAGUCUAGCUCUUACCUACCCAACGGCGCUUCCAGACUUUUUACUCGGCUUUUACUCACGGAGGGUCCAUCAGUGUAUACAAUGGCAAUUGAUCGUAACAGUCGUGCAUGGAACGUACCAAUCAUUCUUUCCGACUCGGCAACAGGGGUGACAUCCCCGGUUGCAGAUUUCUAUUCGGGAUCUCCGGGCACACCUACCGCCUGGAUGGCGCAGUUCAAGCAGAUGAUUAGGGGCUUAGAUAAAGAUCUUGAUCGUAAACGAACUUCAGAAGGCAUCUACUGUGCAAAUUGGAGGAGGUACCAAGUCAGCAGCCGCCUCUUUUACGGCGCUUUGGUCACACACGUCUAUCAUAAGCGACCAUGGUAUCGCCCCUGUGGCUCCGGCGAGUUGCACUUCGAUAUAUCGUGCACUAUCACUCCGCACUGGGCCAAAAGUCGACGGGAGGACAUAAAGCGAACGGCGGUGUACAUGGAGCGGAAACUUCGCCGACUGGCCGAAAUCGAGUACGCCAAAAAGCGUGUAGAGUUCGCUCUUACAAACAAAUGGCCCUCAUGCGAACAAGAAAUCAGAUUGAUGAAAGAAAUCAUUACAGACCUUGCGCGAGAGUUGAUAGGGGAGCAUAUCGCUACUCGGUUUCUCUUUCUCCAAGGAAGAACCAGAAGAGAUUACAGAAAUAUUGUCGGGCAAGGGGAAGAGCCCGGACUAAGUCCUAUGUGGAUUGAUGCGAUUGAGGAAUAUAUCGACGUCUUGCUAGGGCCUCAGAGGACACGACUUGAGAUUCUAGAGUCGGUUUUGAAGGAUGUCGGUGAGGAGUUAGGCGACAGUUUGGUCUCGCUUCCCAAGUUGCAUUAUCAUUAGUCGUACAUUGUGUUGGUGCUUAUGAAACUACGC